Messenger RNA from Equus quagga, 961 nucleotides. RefSeq names its product RNA transcription, translation and transport factor (gene RTRAF). The record is from RefSeq and is a predicted model, not a curated record. Gene Ontology annotation, molecular function: RNA binding. The transcript is spliced from 8 exons. The coding region runs from base 93 to 827 and encodes 244 amino acids. Lineage: Eukaryota; Metazoa; Chordata; Mammalia; Perissodactyla; Equidae. Gene Ontology annotation, cellular component: tRNA-splicing ligase complex. Gene Ontology annotation, biological process: tRNA splicing, via endonucleolytic cleavage and ligation.
CCGGCCCGCCCUCCGGCCGCGUCGCCCACGCCUGCGCGCGUCCCGCUCGCCUCCCGGUCCCGGCGGAGCCCGGGCCCGAGCGCAGCGGCACCAUGUUCCGGCGCAAGCUGACGGCCCUGGACUACCACAACCCAGAGGGCUUCAACUGCCGGGAUGAGACGGAGUUUAGGAACUUCAUCGUGUGGCUUGAAGACCAGAAGAUCAGACACUACAAAAUCGAAGACAGAGGGAACUUAAGGAACAUCCACAGCAGCGACUGGCCCAAGUUCUUUGAAAAGUACCUCAGAGAUGUUAACUGUCCUUUCAAGAUUCAAGAUCGACAGGAAGCAAUUGACUGGCUUCUUGGUUUAGCUGUUAGACUUGAAUAUGGAGAUAACGCUGAAAAGUACAAGGACUUAGUACCUGAUAAUACAAAAAAUGCUGACAAUGCGGCUAAAAAUGCAGAGCCAUUGAUUAAUUUGGAUGUCAACAAUCCUGACUUUAAGGCUGGCGUGAUGGCUCUGGCCAACCUCCUUCAGAUCCAGCGUCACGACGACUACCUGGUGAUGCUCAAGGCAAUUCGCAUUUUGGUCCAGGAACGCCUGACACAGGAUGCAGUUGCUAAAGCAAAUCAGACAAAAGAGGGCCUGCCUGUUGCUUUAGACAAGCAUAUUCUUGGCUUUGACACAGGAGAUGCGGUUCUGAACGAAGCCGCUCAGAUCCUGCGACUGCUACACAUCGAGGAGCUGAGGGAGCUACAGACGAAGAUCAACGAAGCCAUCGUGGCCGUGCAGGCCAUCAUCGCCGACCCAAAGACAGACCACAGGCUGGGCAAGGUUGGGAGGUGAGCGCCACGGGGCAUGGCUGCCCGCCUCGAGGGGCCGUCUGGAGCCAGGCACGCUCUGGCAGAAUCCCAGAAAAUCGACUGUGUGUAGACAUUUACCACCAUUGCUUUUUCUUUAAUAAAGUUUGGGAAACUGGA